AUGGGCGGGGACGAGGCGGAGAAGCAGAAAUCGGACAAGGAGCAUGGGGGGAUCGGGAUGGGGAUGGUUCUGGAGCGAAGGGAGGAGAGGCGGGAGAAAAUCGCGCGGGAGUUUGUGCCGUUAGACCGGCUAGAUCGUGAGGAAAGGGGGCUGAGGGGAUUCGCGAAUGGCCUCUCGCGGAAAGAGACGGGAGGAGGUGGAGGAGCGGCGGAUACCGGGACUGGUAGUCGUGAGAGCAGUGCCAGUGGCAGCAGCGGUAGUGGUGGCAGUGGCAGCGGAGGAAGCAACUCCAACGGCGGUGCUGCUGCUGUAGGAGGUGCAGCAGGGGAAGGUGGGACAGGGGGUGAUAAGCACGACAGGGCAAGCUCGAGAGAUGGAGGGGGGGAGCAGCAAGGGAGCAACGGGAAGGUUAAGAGAGAGGCAACGCAGACCCAGCUAGACGAAGGCGAUAUCCCUCUGCUUAUGCCUUUAAAGGGGUUGUUUAAAAGCAAGGAUCUUGACGAGGAGAUUAAAGAGGAGGAGGAGGAGGAGCGGAAGAAGGGCGAGAGGGGGGCGGAGAGGAAGCGGCAGGUGGCGAGGCGGGAGUUUCGGAGCGAUGAUUGGAGUCACUUGGGGGAAACGAGGGCGGGGUUUUCGUCUAGUGAAAGCGGUGCUGGUGGUGGUGGUGGCGUUGCUGGUGCUGGGGGAGCGAACACUAUGGGUGCUGGGGAUCACAACGUGGGAGGUGAUGGGUCUGCCAGGGAUAGUGGUAGUGCUAGUAACGAAGCCAGCCAUAGCGCGUCAGGUGCCUCUAACGGAGUUUCACAGGCCACCGCAGGUACCACAGCCAGCACUGGUGCUACAAAAGAGGGCGAGAAUGGAGCUGCUAAGCCAAGUGUGACUAAAACGAACGAGACGAGUGGUGAGAAGGGCGGCGACGUGGGUCAGCUGGUGGGACGAAUCCUUGAUAGGCUGGACGAUAUGGAGGACGAGGGGGGUAAGUUCAACAAAACCCUCGAAAAACAAGAGGCAGUUCUGGAAACAGUCGCCCGGGUGGGUAAACACCACGUCCUAGAAGAGGUGAAGGAGAGGGAGCAGCGGGAGGAGCAGGAGGACCGACAGGUGUUAGAGGAAGCAGAAAGGGAGGAAGCCCAGGAGAAGAUGAAGCAGCUAGAGCAGGUAGCUCUAGCCAUGGCUGCUGCUGAAGCAGAAAAGAAGGCGAAAAAGAAAGGGGUGGCAGCGGUGGCGGCGGUGGUGAGUCAGGGGGUGAAGGCGAGUGAAGUGUCGCUUUUCGACCUGGUUUUUGGGCGGGAUAGCAGUGGGAAACAACCUCCCCCAGUUUCGCCCUCCCCCAGCCUCCGAACGAAGAACCUCACCAGGCUAGCCGCAGCUAAGAAGCGGUUUGCAGAGAGAGCAGGGCGGGGGGCGAGGGAGAAGGAGAGAUCGGAGAGGGUGGAGGAGGGGGAGAACGAUGUUCCAAGGCUGAUAGACUCGCAGGACAAUGAGUACGUUAUAAGCAGCCCCGGUAAGGGGUCGAAGAUGCAGCUGCAGGAGGACUUUAUGCUUAUAUCGGAUGUGGUGAUGGUGAUUGUGGCGGCGGCGCUGGGCGGGCUUGCGUGUGGGCUGGUGGGGCAGCCGAUCAUUCUGGGAUACAUCGUUGCAGGGAUGAUCAUUGGGCCUGGAGGGUUCGGCCUCAUUCACGAGCUUGUACAGGUUGAAACUCUAGCCCAAUUCGGAGUAGUCUUCCUACUCUUCGCCAUCGGGGUCGAGUUCAGUCUUGCCCGCAUGCAAGGCGUGCACGCGGUGGCGUUAGCGGGCGGCAUAAUUCAGAUCGGUCUGUCCAUGGUGCUGGGCGGCAUCGUCAGCUCCAACACGCCCCAGGGGCUGUUCAUAGGGGGGUUCCUCUCCAUGUCGUCCACUGCCGUGGUGCUGAAGUGUCUGAUGGACAUCAACAGCAUGGGCACCGAGCACGGGCAGAUCAUGCUCGGGACUCUCAUCUCCCAGGAUUGCGCCCUCGGCCUCCUCCUCGCAAUAAUGCCGGCGCUCGCCGCCCGCCCCGCCUCCGCCUCGGCCAUCCUGCUCGCGCUGCUCCGAGAGCUCCUGAUCCUCCUCGCCUUCGCUCUCAUUGCCUGGCUGCUAGCGCGCUUCUUCGUCCCCCGCUUCCUCCCGCUGCUGCUGCGCCUGGCACGGGGAUCGUUCAACAGUGAAAUCUAUCACUUAGGCGUGGUGGCGGUGUGCCUGUGCGUCGCUCUGCUCUCUGAAGGGCUUGGUCUGUCGCUGGAGGUCGGGGCGUUUGUCGCUGGCCUCAUGCUCUCAGGCAACAGCUACAGCGAGCGCACACUCCAUCAAGUGGAGCCCAUUCGGAACCUCUUUGCAGCGCUCUUCCUGGCGAGCAUAGGCAUGGUCAUGCACCCACUCUUCCUCUGGCAGCACAUCGACAUCCUCCUCAUUGCUGUCGCUGUGGUGUUCGUCUCCAAGGCCUGCCUUGUGGGCUUCGUGGUUCGGGCAUUCGGCUACAGCACCGGCACGGCAGCCUCGGUGGGAGUCGCUCUGGCUCAGAUCGGGGAGUUCUCCUUUGUGCUGCUCUCCCGAGCUCAAACCCUCAAGCUGGUCGGCCACAAGCUCUACCUCCUGCUCAUGGGCACCACCGCUCUCUCCCUCGUGCUCACCCCCUUCACCUUCCUCUUCGUCCCCCGCCUCGCCCUACUCUUCCCCUCCACUCGCUCCCGGCCCCGGGCUAAGGCGUCCGCGUCCCCCGCCCCUGCUGCUGCACAGGAGAAGAUCAAAUCGGGGUAUGGGAUCAAAUCGGCGGCUGUGAAUGGGGUGCAGCCACGCACCCGCAACGCUGCUAAAGCUGCAGGAACCUCAGGUGGUGGUGGUGCUGCUGCUGCUGCUGCUGCUGCUGGUACUGCUGCUGCUGCUGCUGCUGCUUCCAAUAAAAGGAGGUCACAGCAGGGGGGGCAACAGCAGGGGGGGAAGCAGGAGGGGCAGCACUGGGGGCAACAGCAGGGGCAGCAGCAGGAGCAGCAAUGGGGGCAAGAGGGGGGAGAAAUGGAGGAUGGGGAUCAGCGAGGGGGCUAUAGAUUCUCCACAGCUUCGUUUUUCACAAGUGCCUCCUUUCCCCUGCCACUACCCUGCCCCUCCCUUGCUGGAGCUGCUGCCACAUUGCCAAAGGGCCGGCGCUUCUUGUAG
Molecule: messenger RNA, 3171 nt
Organism: Closterium sp. Naga37s-1
Lineage: Eukaryota; Viridiplantae; Streptophyta; Zygnematophyceae; Desmidiales; Closteriaceae
Source: the annotation of a GenBank genome assembly